This is a messenger RNA of Phaethon lepturus (White-tailed tropicbird), 955 nucleotides long. It is a transcript of the gene TMEM248, whose product is annotated as transmembrane protein 248. Lineage: Eukaryota; Metazoa; Chordata; Aves; Phaethontiformes; Phaethontidae. The transcript has 6 exons. The coding region runs from base 11 to 955 and encodes 314 amino acids. The record is from RefSeq and is a predicted model, not a curated record.
AAUCAGAAUAAUGUUCAACAUAAACCUGUUGGAGAACCUGAAGGUUUACAUCAGCAGUCGACCUCCGCUUGUGGUCUUUAUGAUCAGUGUAAGUGCUAUGGCAAUAGCUUUUCUGACACUGGGUUAUUUCUUCAAAAUCAAGGAGAUCAAGUCACCGGAAAUGACAGAGGACUGGAAUACUUUCCUCCUGAGGUUUAAUGAUUUGGACUUCUGUAUAUCUGAGAAUGAAACCUUAAAGCAUCUUGUCAAUGAUACCACAACUCCAGAAAGUACCGUGACUAGUGGACAGGCGAGAUCUUCUACACAGUCUCCACAGACUCUUGAGGACUCUGGUCCAAUAAACAUCUCUGUUACAAUCACAUUGACGCUGGACCCACUCAGACCAUUUGGCGGAUAUUCUCGCAAUGUCACACAUCUAAGUUCCACAAUUUUUGGACACCAAAUUGGGCUCUCAGGCAGAGAAUCCCACGAGGAAAUAAAUAUUACAUUCACCCUGCCGGCUGCCUGGAAUUCAGAUGACUGCGUUCUUCAUGGCCACUGCGAGCAGGUUGUGUUCACAACCUGCAUGACUGUGACAGCAGCCAGCAAUGUAUUUCCUGUCACAGUUCAGCCACCACAUUGUGUUCCUGAAACAUACAGCAAUGCUACACUUUGGUACAAGAUCUUUACCACAGCAAGGGACUCUAAUACAAAAUAUGCACAAGAUUAUAACCCUUUCUGGUGUUACAAAGGAGCAAUCGGAAAAGUGUAUCAUGCUUUAAAUCCCAAACUAACUGUGAUAGUUCCAGAUGAUGAUCGCUCUCUAAUAAACCUGCAUCUCAUGCAUACCAGUUACUUUCUUUUUGUGAUGGUGAUUACAAUGUUCUGCUAUGCAGUUAUUAAAGGCAGACCAAGCAAACUGAGGCAAAGCAAUACAGAAUUCUGCUCUGAAAAGGUUGCUUUGUCAGAAGCGUAA